GCGGCCAUUUCUCCCUGAGCAGCGCGGCUCGGGGCUUUGGGGAGAAGCUGCUCCGGUGGCGCGGGACGGCCUUGGCUCUGUGUCGGCGGCGAGGAACCCGAAGUCGUGAUGAGUUUGCCCCUCAAUCCCAAGCCUUUCCUCAAUGGGUUAACGGGAAAGCCGGUGAUGGUGAAGCUGAAAUGGGGCAUGGAGUACAAGGGCUACCUGGUGUCUGUGGACGGCUACAUGAACAUGCAGCUUGCAAAUACAGAAGAAUACAUAGAUGGUGCAUUAUCUGGACAUCUGGGUGAAGUGUUGAUAAGGUGUAAUAAUGUCCUUUAUAUCAGAGGUGUUGAAGAAGAGGAAGAAGAUGGGGAAAUGAGAGAAUAGCAUCUUUAGUGGGGGGGUUUUAUAUGUAAAUUUAUAGACAAUAAAUUUUUUUUUUCAA
This is a messenger RNA of Ochotona curzoniae (black-lipped pika), 427 nucleotides long. RefSeq names its product small nuclear ribonucleoprotein polypeptide F (gene SNRPF). Gene Ontology annotation, molecular function: RNA binding. The coding region runs from base 109 to 369 and encodes 86 amino acids. The transcript has 4 exons. The record is from RefSeq and is a predicted model, not a curated record. Gene Ontology annotation, biological process: mRNA splicing, via spliceosome; spliceosomal snRNP assembly. Lineage: Eukaryota; Metazoa; Chordata; Mammalia; Lagomorpha; Ochotonidae. Gene Ontology annotation, cellular component: U1 snRNP; catalytic step 2 spliceosome.